Molecule: messenger RNA, 1137 nt
Organism: Saccoglossus kowalevskii
Lineage: Eukaryota; Metazoa; Hemichordata; Enteropneusta; Harrimaniidae
Biological process (GO): cell differentiation; regulation of transcription by RNA polymerase II
Cellular component (GO): nucleus
Molecular function (GO): DNA-binding transcription factor activity, RNA polymerase II-specific; RNA polymerase II cis-regulatory region sequence-specific DNA binding
Source: RefSeq, a predicted model, not a curated record
AUGCAGGAACCGACAGCCAUAGACUGUCUAAGAAUUGUAGCCACGGCAAACUGUAGCGAUACGUGUGUUGUGCAGGCAGACUGGUGGCAUAUGAUGCACGAGGCGGCCAUGGAGACAAACGGGGUAAUUAAGCACUUCCCUUCCAUCGUCGCUAUCGGUACAUGGCACCCACAUAUCUACGAACAACCCCCAAAACGGCCCACUCCGUAUUACAUCGCUAAUAUACUCGGAAACGAAGAAGCAGUACGGACGCCCAAGGAAAAAACAAGUCUGACGACGAAACACCGACACCAAGAACCAGCGCCCACACUGCCACUAGACGGCGUCUCCGAAAAGAAGCGAACCACGGAUAACGGCGAGAGGGAUAUUACCGAAACAGUGUCUGAUAUUUCGGCGAAUAUUUUGGAUUGUUCAACGGGGAGUGAGACAAGCGGAGGCGACCGAGAAACGGACGAGGGGAGCGUAACAACAAAUGCUGACCAAGAUAAUAAUGGCGACGGGAAGCUUACGAAGGGAAACAAGCGGAAAAGCGGUAACUCUGACGAUACAUCAGACGACAAAGAAGGGAGCGAGAAAAAGAAAAAGAAAGCGCGGACCACGUUCACAGGAAGACAAAUAUUCGAGUUAGAAAGGCAGUUCGAAGUGAAGAAGUAUUUAUCGGCAAGCGAGCGAGCAGAAAUGGCCUCUCUCUUGAACGUAACUGACACACAGGUGAAGAUUUGGUUUCAAAACAGAAGAACGAAGUGGAAAAAACAGGACGGUAUCUCGAACUCGGAAGCGGCAGAACAUAAAAUCGGUGGUCCUAAACAUAUUGACACUAUUAAGCAAAGGCAGGCUGAACAGCUGAAGAAAGAGGGGAACUGUCCAAAUAAUGGCGAGGGUGAACUUGAAUGCAACGGAACUGAUAAAAAGAAUGUAGAAUCACAUGUCAGACAAGAUAACAAUGAAAAAACCGACAUUGGGGAAAGAACAAUUGUUGAAUGUAACGGGAACGAAAGGUUUGAUUCAAGUAAUAACGAUUCCAGCGAGUGUUCUAGUGACGAUGAUACGGGGGAAGUGAAUCAAACAACACCAUCGGUCAUCAUAUCAACAGCAAAUCCCGACAACAGCAGACAAAAUAGAGAUAAUAAUCUGUAG